AUGACUAAAGUGUGUUUCAUUAUUUCAAUUGUUUCCCCUACCUUCUUAUGUGGAAUUUUCCUUUCCCCUAUCCUAGGCCCUUUGCAACAUGAUCCUGUUGUUGGCGAUUGUGAGGACGAAGAUGGCGACUACGAUGAUAGUGGAGUUAUAGCCAGGGAUGAAAAUGAUAUUGCCAUCGGGACCCGGAAGGAAAUAAGUGGGAAGACCCUCAAGACUGAGGAGGAAGAUGCUGCUGAUAUCGAAAUAGAAUUAAGUAUUGGAGUAGGUGAUAACAGCGCCGAAGCAUCUUGUUAUGCAGUUACAAAUGAGGAAUCAGUAAAUUGUGGCGGCAUUAGUUCAGAAACGUCUACUAGUCAAGCCACUAGCCUGUCGCCCGACAUCCGACUAUCUCACUAUGGCCAUUCCUCGGGUAGACGCACUUUACGGCCUGAGAUAAAAGCCGACAAAAUCAACAUACCAGUGGUCAGCUUGUCUGGUGAUGCUGAGCUGCAAUCAAGGACACUUAAGGUAAGCGUCCACUGCAAAAGCGAUGCUCCUAUUUGUAUGUAUAUCCAGGAUGAAUUUGCGGCUCUUAACAGAGAAUGA
Messenger RNA from Protopolystoma xenopodis, 585 nucleotides. NCBI's taxonomy places the organism in Eukaryota, Metazoa, Platyhelminthes, Monogenea, Polystomatidea, Polystomatidae. The record is from the annotation of a GenBank genome assembly.